AUGUCUAAGAACUCGGAGUUCAUCAAUCUAUCAUUUUUAUUAGAUCAUGAGAAGGAAAUGAUCCUAGGAGUUCUAAAGAGAGAUGAAUAUUUGAAAAAAGUGGAGGAUAAGAGAAUAAGGAAGUUGAAAAAUGAACUCUUAGAAGCAAAACGUAGAGGUGGGAAGAUUCAACAGGAGACCAAUAGAAUUUGUGUUCACUGUCAGAGAAACCUGGGCUUAAUAUUUGACCGGGGAGCCCCAUGCCAGGCCUGCUCACUAAGGGUGUGCAGCGAGUGUCGGGUUGCAGGCCUUGAUGGCAGCUGGAAGUGCACUGUCUGUGACAAAGUAACGCAGCUAAGGAUUAUCACUGGAGAAUGGUUUUUUGAAGAAAAGGCAAAGCGUUUCAAGCAAGUUAAUGUUCUGGGCACUGAUGUUGUCCGGCAGUCCAUCCUAAGAAGAAGUCCAGAAGCUGAAGGAAUACAGAACCAAGAGCAAGCCCGUCAAACUGCAGAAAAGUUAGACUCUUCACCUACUCUUGGGCAGAAGGCCAGCCAUGAUGGACCCAGAAGAAGAGGAUUUCUUCUUAGCAAAUUCAGAUCAGCAACCAAAGGAGAAAUCGUGACUAUGAAAACUGAAAGUGGGCGGAGCUACAGUUUGGAUUUAGAGAGCCAAAAUUUUCGGAGUUUAAAGUCAGUUCUCAGUUCUGACAGGGGAAGCACUGGUUCAUCAGAUCUCAAUGACCAAGAAGCUGGUCCUGGACCCUCGAAGGGCAGCCGAAGCGAUUGCAUUACCCCAGUCAGUCAAAGGUCACCAGUCCCAAGCACACGCAGUGUAACCUCAGUCAGCAGUAGAGAGCACGGUUUUAAUAAUUUCAUGAGUUUGGCUGCCACUGAAAACACCUCUGAAGAUUUCACAAAGCGCCAUCACAGAAACACUUCAGGCACGCCUUCCAUAGCUAUAUCUGGGACCUCCCUCUCCUCAGACCGGAGUAGAUCUGAGUUAGAUUUGAGUGGGUCAUUUUCAGCAGAUGAAGAUGAUACUGUAAGCAUAAAAAGCAAGUCCGUCCCAGGGGCUUUAGACAAAGACUUGGAUUCCCUGGAAGACACUGAAGGAGGCAUUGAUGACAUAGUACCCUCCCGGUUUUCUGCCAACACCCACAGUCUAGCAAGUGGCCUGUCAACCAAUUCUCAAGCAGGCUCUGACAGGAAGUGGACCCACCUAAAUGUACCUGAUGCAGACUCAGACACUACCAGCCUUAACAGCAUGAUGAGUGUUUACAGUGAAACAGGAGACUAUGGCAAUGUGAAGGUCAGUGGUGAAAUCCUUCUCCACAUCAGCUACUGCUACAAAACUGGAGGGCUCUACAUUUUUGUCAAGAAUUGCAGAAAUCUUGCCAUAGGAGAUGAAAAGAAGCAAAGGACAGAUGCGUAUGUCAAGUCAUACCUUCUUCCUGACAAGUCCCGAAACAAUAAGCGCAAGACCAAAAUCAGAACAGGCACUAAUCCAGAAUUCAAUGAAACCUUAAAGUAUACCAUCAGCCAUACUCAGUUGGAAACAAGGACUUUACAACUAUCAGUCUGGCACUAUGAUCGAUUUGGACGUAACAGCUUCCUUGGGGAAGUGGAGAUUCCUUUUGACUCAUGGAACUUUGAAAAUACAAGUGAUGAGUGGUUUGCGCUGCAGCCCAAGAUGAAUAAAUGUGAACAUUUUUUUAAAAGCUAUUUACUCCCUGAUGAUAGCAAAGCUACCAAGCAUAAAACGCUGGUUAUAAAAAAAAGUGUUAACCCUCAGUGGAAUCAUACUUUCAUGUUCAGUGGCCUGCAUCCACAGGACAUAAAGAAUGUUUGCCUGGAACUUACUGUCUGGGACAAGGAAGCCUUUUCCAGCAACAUCUUCCUAGGAGGAGUUCGUUUGAAUUCUGGAAGUGGUGUGAGCCAUGGGAAAAACGUGGAUUGGAUGGACUCUCAAGGGGAAGAACAACGCCUUUGGCAUAAGAUGGCCAACAACCCUGGGAUUCCAGUAGAGGGUGUUCUCAUGCUCCGUUCCAGCAUGGGGAAGCGUAGGCUUUGA
Chrysochloris asiatica (Cape golden mole) is the source of this 2049-nucleotide messenger RNA. RefSeq names its product synaptotagmin-like 5 (gene SYTL5). Gene Ontology annotation, molecular function: small GTPase binding; neurexin family protein binding; phospholipid binding. NCBI's taxonomy places the organism in Eukaryota, Metazoa, Chordata, Mammalia, Afrosoricida, Chrysochloridae. The transcript has 16 exons. The coding region runs from base 1 to 2049 and encodes 682 amino acids. The record is from RefSeq and is a predicted model, not a curated record. Gene Ontology annotation, biological process: intracellular protein transport; exocytosis. Gene Ontology annotation, cellular component: exocytic vesicle; plasma membrane.